Molecule: messenger RNA, 964 nt
Organism: Tarenaya hassleriana
Lineage: Eukaryota; Viridiplantae; Streptophyta; Magnoliopsida; Brassicales; Cleomaceae
Product: cyclic phosphodiesterase
Exons: 4
Coding region: 140-706 (188 amino acids)
Biological process (GO): cyclic nucleotide metabolic process
Molecular function (GO): 2',3'-cyclic-nucleotide 3'-phosphodiesterase activity
Source: RefSeq, a predicted model, not a curated record
UGGAAUAUUCUGAUGUUAAGAAAUAAAGAAAAUUUAUUUUGCCCAAAGUUGUCGCUGGGAAGGCAAAACAAUUCCCUACAACGAAUUCUCCAGAAAAAAAACUUCAUCUUUCUCCAGGAUCAGAUCCCGGAUUCGGGCAAUGGAAGCCAACGCUCCGAAACCGGCAGAUGAGAAGAAGGAGGUUUACUCGGUGUGGGCAUUGCCGGAGGAGGACGCGGCGGAUCGGUUCCGGAAGGUAAUGGAGGGCCUGAGAUCGGAGUUUGGCGGUCCGAAGUUCGAUCCCCACGUCACCGUGGUCGGAGCCAUUAAAUUGACGGCCGACGAAGCCAAUAAGAUGUUCGAGGCGGCUUGCGACGGUCUCAAGGCCUACACGGCCACUGUAGACCGCGUGGGUACCGGAACUUUCUUCUAUCAAUGCGUCUUCUUGCUUCUCCGCCAGAAACCGGAGGUAAUGGGAGCUGGUGCACACUGUACGAACCAUUUCAAUUACUACAGCACCAUACCUUACAUGCCACAUCUGAGCCUCCUUUACAGCGACUUAACAGAUGAAGAGAAGAAGAAAGCGCAGGAGAAAGCUUAUUGUCUUGAUGAGAGCCUCGAUGGCCUGAAUUUCCGGUUAAAUCGACUCGCUCUCUGCAAAACCGAUACGGAAGACAAAACUCUGGAAUCGUGGAAGAAAGUGGCUGAAUGCAAUCUCAGUCCCUAACUAAAGCUGGGAAGAAAGAAGAAGAACUAAGAUAGAGUUUGGUCUUGUGUGUUUGUGUGUUUGUUUGCUUUUGUGCCUUUGUAAUAUGAUCUUCUUCAUCUUUCUACACAUCUUGGGGUACUAUUACUAAUAUAUACAUAUCAUAUAUGAUAUUUAUAUGAUGGAAGGACAUAUUCCUUUUUUUUUUCCUGAGAAGCGAGACAGUGAAGCUUCUGAAGGUUUUCUGAGCAGCCGAUCCGGUUCAACCGGUUUCUGAUA